AUGCUAUCUUUGAGACAAUCAACUUCAAAGUUAAGUAAUAGUUUAACAUUAUACAAAAGAUGUUUUUCUUCAACUUCAAGAACUCUUGAAGUUCAAGGUAAAAAUAUUAAUGGUAAAUCAUUUACAUCAAAUUCUACUGAUCCUUUAUUAAAUAAAUAUCAUAUUAUUGAUCAUGAAUAUGAUUGUGUUGUCGUUGGUGCAGGUGGUGCAGGUUUAAGAGCUGCUUUCGGUCUUGCUGAAGCAGGUUAUAAAACUGCAUGUAUUUCAAAACUAUUUCCAACAAGAUCUCACACUGUUGCUGCUCAAGGUGGUAUCAAUGCCGCAUUAGGUAAUAUGCAUCCGGAUGAUUGGAAAUGGCAUAUGUAUGACACUGUUAAAGGUUCAGAUUGGUUAGGUGAUCAAGAUUCUAUUCAUUAUAUGACAAGAGAAGCACCAAAAUCGAUUAUUGAAUUAGAACAUUUUGGUAUGCCAUUUUCAAGAAAUGAUGAAGGUAGAAUUUAUCAAAGAGCAUUUGGUGGUCAAUCAAAAGAAUAUGGUAAAGGUGGUCAAGCUUAUAGAACUUGUGCUGUAGCUGAUAGAACAGGUCAUGCAAUGUUGCAUACUUUAUAUGGUCAAGCUUUACAACAUGAUUGUAAUUUUUUCAUUGAGUUUUUUGCUCUAGAUCUUUUAAAAUCUCCUGAAGGUGAAGUUGUUGGUGUUAUUGCUUUAAAUCAAGAAGAUGGUACAAUCCAUAGAUUUAGAUCACAUAGAACAAUUAUGGCAACAGGUGGUUACGGUAGAACAUAUUUUUCAUGUACUUCAGCUCAUACUUGCACAGGUGAUGGUAUGGCUAUGGUAUCUCGUGCAGGUUUCCCAUUACAAGAUUUAGAAUUUAUUCAAUUCCAUCCAUCAGGUAUUUAUGGUUCAGGUUGUUUAAUUACUGAAGGUGCACGUGGUGAAGGUGGUUAUUUAGUUAAUUCAGAAGGUGAAAGAUUUAUGGAACGUUAUGCACCAACUGCAAAAGAUCUUGCUUGUAGAGAUGUUGUAUCAAGAGCAAUUACAAUGGAAAUUAAAGAAGGUAGAGGUGUUGGACCAGAUAAAGAUCAUAUGUUUUUACAAUUAAGUCAUUUGCCACCAAAUGUUUUAAAAGAAAGAUUACCAGGUAUUUCAGAAACUGCAUCAAUUUUUGCAGGUGUCGAUGUAACAAAGGAACCAAUUCCAAUUAUACCAACUGUUCAUUAUAAUAUGGGUGGUAUUCCAACAAAAUGGACAGGUGAAGCUUUAACAAUCGAUGAAAAGACAGGUGAAGAUAAAAUUAUUCCAGGGUUAAUGGCUUGUGGUGAAACUGCAUGUGUUUCUGUUCAUGGUGCUAAUAGACUUGGUGCUAAUUCUUUAUUAGAUUUAGUCGUCUUUGGUCGUGCUGUUGCUCAUACUGUUGCUGAUACUUUACAACCUGGUUUACCACAUAAACCUUUAUCUAAUUUAGGUAAAGAAAGUAUUGCUAAUUUAGAUAAAUUAAGAAAUGCUAAUGGUUCAAAGACAACAUCCGAAAUUAGAUUAAAUAUGCAAAAGACAAUGCAAAAAGAUGUUUCCGUCUUUAGAACUCAAGAUUCCUUGGAUGAAGGUGUUAAGAACAUUACUGCUGUUGAUAAUACUUUUGAAGAUGUUCAUGUUACAGAUAAAUCAAUGAUUUGGAAUUCUGAUUUAAUUGAAACUUUAGAAUUACAAAACUUAUUAACUUGUGCUUCACAAACUGCAGUUUCUGCAUCUGCCAGAAAAGAAUCUCGUGGUGCACAUGCAAGAGAUGAUUACCCAGAGAGAGAUGAUAAGAAUUGGAUGAAACAUACAUUAUCAUGGCAACCAACUACAGGAUCUCCUGUCUCUUUAAAAUAUAGAAAUGUUAUUUCUCACACAUUAGAUGAAAAAGAAUGUCCAUCUGUACCUCCAACUGUAAGAGCUUAUUAA
Maudiozyma saulgeensis is the source of this 1944-nucleotide messenger RNA. NCBI's taxonomy places the organism in Eukaryota, Fungi, Ascomycota, Saccharomycetes, Saccharomycetales, Saccharomycetaceae. The record is from the annotation of a GenBank genome assembly.